UCACAAAAUAUUAGUGAAGUUGAAAUAAUCCUUCAAAAUCAUUCUCUCUUUCUCCAUAUAUCUCUAUAUUGAUCAUGGGAGGCAACAACAACCACAGGCAGGCCAAGAGCAAGGUGAUAUCGGGUUCAAUCUCGCUGUUUGGCUUCCUCAAACACUGGAGGCAGCACCGGAGGGAUGACCAGGGCUUGGAGGACGUGAUGAGCCCCAGGAAGGUCUGGCCCAGUGACUACGACCGAGGCAACUAUGUGGCCGAGCCUGGGAUCGAUAGGAGGGCUUCUGCUUUCAUUGCGAGGUUCCAUGAGAGUCGUGUCUCGGAGUCGGAAUGCCAUGCAAUCAAUGCGUAGCACUGUGUCAUAUGAGAAGCCCAGAUGAUUUGGCAGCUAUAUCUGUUUAUUAAUUUGUAGUGUAUUUAUUUUCAAUCUGUCCAUAAAUAUAAAAUCAGAUAUGUGUGAGUGAGCGACCAACAGUUUUAGGAUAAUGAAAUAACAAUCCAGAUGUU
Messenger RNA from Punica granatum (pomegranate), 499 nucleotides. NCBI's taxonomy places the organism in Eukaryota, Viridiplantae, Streptophyta, Magnoliopsida, Myrtales, Lythraceae. The record is from RefSeq and is a predicted model, not a curated record.